UUAUAAUUGACAGAAGGAACAGGAAAAGAAGAAACCAUCAUUAUUUAUGGCUUGGCUUUAUGAAUGAAAUGAAUCUUUUAUUUUGUUGAGAAAUCAUCAAAAAAUAUAUAUAAAAUAAAGUCUACAAAUGGUAGUUGUUGUUGUUGUUGUGGGUGUUCAUUAGCUUCUCAAGUAGUUGUUAUUGUUUUUCUUGUUCUUCUAUUAUUUAUCUAAACACAGGACUUGGCUUUUGGCUCUGUUUUUUGGGAAUUAAUGUUGGUUUCGUGCAUAUUAAAUUAAUGGGGGGCUGUGUAUCAACGCCACAGGGAUGUGUAGGGGGCAGAUUAAGCAGGUCUUCCAAAAAGAAAUUGAGGAAGAAGAAGAAGGGCAUCAAAAGAAGAGUUCUUUCCUCAAGAUUAUCUGAUGAUCAACCUGAUCAUUUUUCCACCUUUUCUAACCCAACUUUCCCAGUAGGAAGUAUAGAGGAGGCCUGGUUUGACUCGGUUGCAAUAUUCGAGUCAGAUUGUGAAGAAGAUUAUGAAAGUGUUCCUGAUAGUACGGUAUUUGGGCAAAGUGAUCAUAUGAGUAAGGCAGGGGAUCUUUCCACAGGAAACUCAGCUCGGAACUCUGUGAGUGAGGCUUCCCUUUCAAAAUACGAGGGACCUUUAAAUGAAGCAAAGCAACCUGUAUACCUUGAUGAAAUUGCAUCCUCGACAGAUGAAAUUUCUGGUAAGGAAGAAGGGUUGUUAGAAAAUUGUGGAAUUAGUCCGGGGAACUGUUUGCCUUGUCUUGCUUCGGCUGUUCCACAAGUUGAAAAGAGGAGAUCGUUAAGCUCUAGUCCACCAAAUUCGAGGAAGAAGGCUGCCCUAAAACUCUCUUUCAGAUGGAAAGAAGGGCAUGCAAAUAAUUCUCUCUUUUCAUCAAAGCCGAUUCUUCAGAGACCAAUAGCUGGUUCCCAAGUACCGUUUUGCCCAUUGGAAAAGAAAAUGCUUGAUUGUUGGUCACAUAUAGAACCGGGGAGUUUCAAAGUUCGGGGACCGCAAUAUUUCAAGGACAAGAAGAAGGAGUUGGCUUCUAAUUGUGCUGCAUAUUAUCCGUUUGGAGUUGAUGUAUUCUUAUCUCCAAAGAAAAUUAAUCAUAUUGCUCGGUUCGUUGAGCUCCCUGUAAUUAACUCUUCCGAAAAGCUCCCAACUAUUCUUGUUGUAAAUGUUCAGAUUCCAUUGUAUAAUGCUGGACUUUUCCAGAGCGAAAUUGAUGGAGAAGGAAUGAGUUUUGUAUUGUACUUUAAGCUUUCCGACAGUUAUUUAAAAGAGCUCCCGCCCCACUUUCUAGAAAGUAUUAGAAGGUUGAUUGACGAUGAAGUUGAAAAAGUGAAGGGAUUCGCUGUAGAUACUGUUGUACCCUUUAGAGAAAGGUUGAAGAUAUUGGGCCGCGUUGUAAAUGUAGAAGAUCUUCAUUUAAGUUCCGCAGAGAGGAAGCUUAUGCAGGCUUACAAUGAGAAACCUGUUCUGUCACGCCCUCAGCACGAAUUUUACUUGGGAGAAAAUUACUUGGAGAUCGACAUAGACAUGCAUAGAUUCAGUUACAUUUCUAGAAAAGGUUUUGAAGCAUUUCUGGACAGACUCAAAAUUUGUGUUUUGGAUGUUGGCCUCACUAUACAGGGGAAUAAAGCCGAAGAAUUACCAGAGCAGAUCUUAUGUUGUGUAAGGUUAAAUGGAAUUGAUUACAUGAAUUACCAUCAACUGGGGUUAAAUCAAGACCCUUUCGAGUCUCUAAGUUAAUCAUGUAAUACUUAUAUCUAUAUUUUAUAAAAGCUAAUUUUUUUGAAGAAUUUUUUUUGUAUUUUUUUUGUUAAAAUUUAGAGAAAAUUGUAUCAAUUAUAUGUCAUCUCAUAUAACCAAAUUAACAAAGAGCUAACACAAUCAUGUUAA
This is a messenger RNA of Mercurialis annua (annual mercury), 1910 nucleotides long. RefSeq lists its product as uncharacterized. NCBI's taxonomy places the organism in Eukaryota, Viridiplantae, Streptophyta, Magnoliopsida, Malpighiales, Euphorbiaceae. The record is from RefSeq and is a predicted model, not a curated record. The transcript is spliced from 8 exons. Bases 279 to 1760 code for a protein of 493 amino acids.